Molecule: messenger RNA, 3856 nt
Organism: Daphnia pulex (common water flea)
Lineage: Eukaryota; Metazoa; Arthropoda; Branchiopoda; Diplostraca; Daphniidae
Product: paired box protein Pax-6-like
Exons: 5
Coding region: 309-2849 (846 amino acids)
Biological process (GO): regulation of transcription by RNA polymerase II; anatomical structure development
Molecular function (GO): DNA-binding transcription factor activity, RNA polymerase II-specific; RNA polymerase II cis-regulatory region sequence-specific DNA binding
Source: RefSeq, a predicted model, not a curated record
GAGCCGGGUCACACUCAAAAGAGGAGGCGAGUGGGGCGAUCCGGCUCACACGUCCACUUGUGCUCGUAGCGCUCGCAUCACCACGUUAUUUGCUUCUUCAUUUUUGUCAUCGUUUGAUUUUGAAUUGUUUGUCAAAGCAAAUUCGACUCGCUCAGACUGUACGUUUUAGUAUUUUCUCGUCAAACAUCUUUGACUUGUAUACCAGUGCUUCAUCGACCAAAAUAAGAAAAGAUUGAUGACUUAAAAAAAAAUUUUCGAAUUGUUUUUAGACCAAUUGAUUUCGGUUGUUGUUGUUGUUGCAAGAGUGAAUGGUUCAACUGCUCGACACGAAGGUGGAAGGCUUCAACAGUUCGGGUCAAUCAACGCGAGUUGAGAGUUGGCCAUCAUCAGCAAUCAACAGAAUCGGAUCGUUAUCGGUUCCGGUUUCUUCGCCCGACUCGGUUCCGGCGUCCGCCUCCGCCAACAGCAUCCAUCCCGUGAGCCGGCCGAAUAGAAUGCUAGUGACAGACAGUGCGCUGAUCGCAGCAUCCACCACUCCGGCAGCUUCAGCCUCCGCCGUGUGGAAAAUGACGGAUCUUCCCGCUUCGACCGGCAGUUCUUCCCUUCCGCUCCCGGCUCAUCCGCAUCACCAUCCGCACCACCUCCAUCCAGUCGGCGCAUCGGCUCCGAUGGUCAAUUUACGCGACUUGUAUGCCUCGGCGCCUCCUGGUUUGACAACCGGAUUGACGGCGUCGACGGCGGCCGCCCACCACCAGAGGCUCCUCGACUUGUCGCGCUACUCGUCCGGCCUCAUCCGACCGGCUUACGAUCUGGCCGGACAUCACCAGCAGUUUCUGGCGGCCGCAGCCGCCGCCGCCGCCCACCACCACCAGGCCCAGCACCACCACCACCACACCCAGCAGCAGCAGCAUCAUCAUCUUCCGGCGGCGGCCAUCGGCAGCGCCGCAGCCGGCGGUCUCUCCUCUUCCGCCGUCUCCAAACUGUUGGCCGCAGCGUCGGCUUCGUCCGGGCCGGCAGGUCACGGCGGCGUCAUGGGCGCCCGCCCGUCGGGCAUCAUCGGAGGAUCCAAGCCCAAAGUGGCAACCCCCACCGUCGUCUCCAAGAUCGAGCAGUACAAACGCGAGAACCCGACCAUCUUCGCCUGGGAAAUCCGCGAGCGGCUCAUUUCUGAAGGUGUGUGCACUAACGGGACUGCGCCUAGCGUUUCGAGUAUUAAUCGCAUCUUGCGGAAUCGGGCGGCCGAACGGGCAGCGGCCGAAUUUGCCCGAGCCGCCGGUUACGGCCUCUAUUCGGCUGUUUCGGCCGCAGCUGCCGGUGCUGGCGGAGUGCCGGGACCGCCGUAUCCUUUUCCCUGGGCCACUCCGCUCCAUCAUCACCACUGGGGACCGUCGAGUGCUGGAUUGACUCCGCCGUCAGUUUCCCAUUCGCUUCCGCCGGCGCUCACGACGCCACCGGCAGCUGCCAGCAGCCCUCACCGACCUCAGCAUCCGCACGGCAGCAGCAGUGAGAGCAUCAGUCCGCAAGCUUCGCCCAUCCAUCCUCAUCAUCACCAUCAGCAUCACCAUCACCAACAUCACCAGGGGCUCGGUUCCCUUCCGGCCGGAUUUGCCGCUUUCGCCGCAGCCGCCGCCGCCGCUGCCGCCGCCGCCAGAGAAUCCGGCGCCACUCCGCAAGGAUCGGCGGCCGAUUCCGUCCAGGGAUCCGUUUCGCCGACGGGAUCUCAUCGAGCCCGUCGAUCAUCUCACGAUUCGGCCUAUGGUGGUAAUCGCCGCAGUCGCAGUCGCAGCCCCAGCGAAAGCCGCAGCCGCAGUUUCAGUCGCAGCCGUAGUCGCAGUCCUCUGCGUCAACACUCGGCCGAUGCUGGUGCGGAAGAUUCUUCGGUGCGGGCGGACAGCGUGACGCCACCUCCGUCGUCCGCUCACCUUCCCGGCCGCGGCUCCUCUUUCUCCGCUUCUCAUCACCCGUCGCAAUCUCAGCUGUUGCAACAGCAGCAACAGCAACACGCGGACGCUGCGGCUAGCCACCACCAGCAGCAGCAGCAGGGGAAAUUCCGCCGGAAUCGCACGACUUUCAGCACCGGCCAGCUGCGAGAACUCGAACGCGAAUUCGAGAAAACUCACUACCCAUGCGUGGCGACGCGCGAACGUCUGGCCAGUCAGACGCAACUAUCCGAAGCUCGAGUCCAGGUUUGGUUUUCUAACAGACGAGCCAAAUGGAGACGCCACCAGCGGAUGAACCUGCUCCAGCCAUCGCAGCAUCCGCCAGGGUCGUCGUCGGCGGGGCCGCUGGAGUCGGGCCAACCGGGCCAAACAGCCAACAACAGCCAGCAGCAUCCGCCUCAUCAACCGGAGGAGGAGGAGGAGGACAGGUUGCCGGUGAGAGUAACGAGCAGGAGCCGCCAGCAUCCGCCCAGCAUCCACCGCCACCACCACCACCAACCAGUAGCGCAGCACCAACUCUUUGGCAUCCGUGGGCAGCGGCGGCCUACGCCCGUCUCCAUCCGAGCUGGAUCGCCAACCAGCACCAGCAGGCGCAGCAGUUGUUCGCCGCUGCAGCGGCCGCAGCCGCCGCCGCCGGACGAGACAUCCGCCGACUCCACAACAAAUGAUUUGAUCCGUUUUCAUGAUGGCGACUAUUACUCGACGACGGGCGACGACGAUCAUAGCGACGACGACGGCAAUUGCAGCGACAGUGAGCAAGAGAGUGACAUUAGCGUCGUCAGUCAUCAGCACCGCCUAGGAGGAGGAGAAGAAGAAGGGCAACAAGAGGAGGCCCUCGAUCUGAAAAAGACCAGGAGCACCAUUUCGCCGUCAAGAGAAGGAGCAACAACAACAGUAUCCGGCCGAUGAUUAAUGCUGACGUGUGUGUGUGUCGGGCCCAAAAGCUCAGCUGUUUUUGAUGACGGCUCUUGUGCUCCCUUUGGCUGCUGGUCGUCAUCGGCCCCGGUCCGUCCGUCGGUCUCCCCCCCUUCUCAGCUCACUUUUUAAAAUUUUUAUUUGGGAAAAGAUAAAUCCAGUAGCACAAAACUGAUGGGAAGGAAUCCGUCAGCUUGAGCUUCUCUCCUCAUGACAGCGCAGAAUGUCCGACAUGACUUUCUGGCCUCGGAGAGUUUCCAACCGACCGACCGACCCGACGACGAGCGCCUUAUAAACUUCUCCUUUCAAACAAAAAAAAUAAUCAUAAAAAUAAUAAAAAUAGAAUGUCGUUGAUUUUUCUUUUCUUUCUAUUUUCUUCUUUUUCUUUUUUUUUUGAAUUUCCCGCCCAUAAUUGGGCAUGUCAAAGUCGCAGCGCGCGUCCACCUUUAUAUAGUAAAUGUUGUUUGAUUCUUCUUCUCUUUUUCGUACUAUUUUUUAUUUCAUGGUCUGUAUAUUUAUAAUAUCCAUAGGUGUGCACUGUGCAGUGUGGGUUUAAUCUCCUGUUUGUUUGCGCACGCCCACACAUUUUUCUGGGGAGGCAGCGUCGGCUUAAACGGCGAGCUUCCUUCUUAUUUUUCUAAAUCUCUCACGAUUUCUUUUAUUUCUUGUUUAGUUAUCAUUAUGUAUGCCUUUUUUUUGUUGUAUGAUUUUUUUUUUGUCCGUUCUCCUUUUUGGCCAUAUGUUUAACAGACAAUGAAUCAUAAUGCAAGCCGAGCCAUGCGGCAGCCAAUUCGGCGAAAUAUUCGCCAUGAAUGAUCGACUUAUUAUUAUGACUACCAAAACACACACACUCGCACAGCAGUUGUAUCCGCAUUCGUUCGUGUCUCCAGUCAUUUUGUGUUUUCCAUCCACCCCACUUUUUUUUAUCUCAACCGCCUUCUCCCUCCUUUCACCUCCUCAUUCUUUCAAUGAAGUUAAAUACAGGAUUUAGACGAUGAAAA